Molecule: messenger RNA, 685 nt
Organism: Xenia sp. Carnegie-2017
Lineage: Eukaryota; Metazoa; Cnidaria; Anthozoa; Malacalcyonacea; Xeniidae
Exons: 3
Coding region: 71-685 (204 amino acids)
Biological process (GO): axon guidance; ephrin receptor signaling pathway
Cellular component (GO): plasma membrane
Molecular function (GO): ephrin receptor binding
Source: RefSeq, a predicted model, not a curated record
CAGAUUGGCUGAAACACACCUGACAAAUUCGACAAAAGAAUUUUACAUAAAAGUUUUACCUUAUACGGGAAUGAACAUUGUUUGUCCUAGUGAAGCGUCCGUUAACACGUGGCGAUCACGCCCUUUGUAUACGGAUUCGCUGUAUGAAAACCUGUGGCACGUGAACAAAGCGGGAUACGACAAAUGCGAAGUGAAUGACGGCGGUAAACUUCUCUUGGUGUGCAAUAAUCCAAGUUAUGUCAAAAAAUUGCAGUUAGGAUUUCAUCCGCGAUACUCAGCUAAAGAGCCAAGAUUUAUUCCGGGAAAACAUUACUACUUUAUAAGUACAAGCGUUGGUUAUCCUGAGGAUCUUCAAACCCGGAAGACUAGUGGGCCUGAUGGACAUUGUUUAACCAAUCACAUGAAACUUCACAUCUAUGUUUGCAACCCUAAAGUUGAGACAUGCAUCUGGGAGCCACCAAUAUGCGAACCACCAAAAGAGAUUCAAUACCGAAUGGAAAUGAUCAAUGGUGUACUACAAAGACCAAGACUGCCAAGCCCACCAACAACUGAGAGCACAUCAUCAAUAACUAAGUUGAAAAAAAUAACAAUUACUACGGGAGCAACAUCUGAAGUUUUGCCCCCUCAAACACUGCAGUACAGAGAAGAAUGUAAAGAUGAAGGUAAAGAUAAUUUAGGCUAUUAA